CAGGUUCUUCAUCUGCAAAAAUUAGUGUUUUGGCUUGUUCCAGUCCCAGUUCCCCCUCUAGAUUUAUAAAAACAGAACAUUUCACUGCAGUUAUAAUCAUCAACACUGACUUUUGUUGUUGCUACUUUGUAAUCUUAAUCACCUGGAGCCUGGUAGCCACCCAGCUUUCCAGGAUGCUAUCUUCAGGGGAACUGAGGUCAAAAGAUGGCAGUCGGUCUUGGUUCUUGGACUAGUUCACCAUGACCUUAAACAAGCCACAGUGCCAUUCUGGAUCUCUUUCUGUAAAAUACCAGGAGGGGUUGGCUGGGCAACAUCAAGCUCUCUCAAGGAGAUCUGGACAUCCUCCGAUCUAAGGUUCGGCCCCUGACUCCUGACCUAGAGUCAGAAUUUGAGACCUAGGCCUCUGUUUCCCCAAGGCAGAAGACCUUUUACAUCUACAUAUGCACCCUUUUCUGCCCACCCCACCCCUGUCCCGGGGCUUUGGAAUUUGACCAGAAAAGAAAAAAAAUUCAUUUAACACUGCUAUUUAUUUUCAUUUUCGGCCUCUGAGGGAGUUUCCAUAGUAACACGCCCUUCCAGUCAUCUCCGCAGAUGGGAGGUUCCAGAGUUCCAGCCUCAGGACUCAGACUCGCCUCGAGGCCAGUGUCCUCAGGCUUUCAUUGGUUACCGCCAGCCGAGCCCCUCGUAACCCUGGUAACAGCACCGCCCACGCCGACGAUUGGUCUGCACACCAAAGCCCUAAGGCGAGCUCCUCAGGCGAUUGGCCCGAGUCACGGGAAGCUGGAGCCGCGGUUGGUGAACCUAGAGGUCAGUCAGAGUCAGACGGGCUCAAAAAGGGAGAAAUGGCGACAGAGCCAGGCUGUGGGCCCAUCUUUGGAACAAGAUCUGGGAACUACAGUCCAGCCUCAAGCCUCAACUUAGUUGGAGCUUGAGAGACUGAGAGACUCCUGGACAGCAGCCUUGCAGAGAAAUAUUUUGACCUUGGCAUCUAGACAUCUCCCGUCCCCCCAUGGCCCUGACAAUGCUGAAUGAGCUCCUGAUUGAGGACCCAAGCCCACCUGUGCUGCUGUACCAGGUUAGUAAGACUGCCAAGCUAGAUACCCUCAACUAUCAGAGCUGCUUUAUGCAGAGCAUCUUUGCCCACUUCCCUGAGAUCUUAUUUAUCCACCGGACCUAUAAUCCAAGGGGCAAGGUGUUAUAUACCUUCCUUGUAGAUGGCCCUCGGGUACAGCUGGAGGGUCAUCUUGCCCGGGCAGUCUACUUCGCCAUUCCUGCCAAGGAGGAUGCUGAAGGCCUAGCCCAGAUGUUCCAGGUGUUCAAGAAGUUUAACCCAGCCUGGGAGAAAGUCUGUACCAUCCUAGUGGAUCCCUACUUCCUCCCCCUGCCCACCCUAGCUAUGGAGUUCCCCGCAGCUGAGGUCCUGCCCUCAGCCUUCCACAUCUGUAAGUUCCUCCAGGGCAAGUUCUAUCAGCUUUCCCUCGAACAGCCUGUGGAGCAGGUACUCCUGACCUCCCUGCAGAGCACAAUGUGCUCAGCCACAGCUGGCAACCUGAGGAAAUUGUACACACUCCUGAGCAAUUGCAUCCCCCCAGACCAGCUGCCCAAGCUCCACUCAUACUGGCUGCUUAACGACCGCAUCUGGCUGGCCCACCGCUGGAGGAGCCACGCCGAGAGCAGCCGCUACUUCCAGGACCUGGAGGUCACCACCCGAGUCCUCAGCCAGUUCUUUGGCACCACCCCAUCUGUGGAACAAGGCAUGACCUCCCUACUCCGAUACAUGCAACAGAACUCUGGAGACAUGGCAAGCUUCAGCCUGGGCCUGAGUCCCCAGAGCAGUUGUGCCCCUUCAGGCGUCAGCCCCCAAAGCCCCAAAGUGGAGCAGUUGGUAGAAGCCUGCAUCCAACACUCCCUCCACGCCAUCUGCACAGGGCCAGCAGCCCAGCUCUGCCUGGGUGAGCUUGCCGUGGUCCAGAAAUCCGUGCACCUCAUUGGCUCUGGCUCAGAAAAGGUGAACAUACAGAUCCUGGAGGACACCCAUAGGGUGCAGCCCCAGCCCCCUGCCAGCUGCAGCUGCUACUUUAAUCAGGCCUUCCACCUGCCCUGCCGCCACAUCCUAGCCAUGCUCAGUGCCCGCCGCCAGGUGCUCCAACCCGACAUGUUGCCGUCUCAGUGGACAGAAGGUUGUGCUGCCAGUCUAGACCACAUCCUGGGCAGCAAAUGGAGUGAGACCUUGGAUAAACACUUGGCCGUGACUCUCCUCACUGAGGAGGUGGGUCAGCUCUUGCAGCACUGCAGCCAGGAGGAGUUUGAAAGGCGGUAUAGCACCCUGCGGGAACUGGCCGACAGCUGGAUCGGCCCUUACGAGCAGGUCCAGCUGUGAUUACUCUCAGUGCCCAGAGAUGCUUAUACACAUAUACACACUCAUCCACUCCACAUCUCACACUGUUGUACUUCUAUGAGCCCUCGUUCCAGGAAAGGACAGGAGUCUUCUCUUCUACUGCAGCCUGCUACCUACAGUGUAUCUACUUCCCUAAGACAGGAGUCAGCAAAUUUUUCUGUAAAGGGCCCCACAGUAAAUGUUUUAAACUUUGCUGACCACAUACAAUCUGUUGUAUAUUCUUGGUUUUUUUACUACCUUUUCAAGGUAAAAACCAUUCUUAGUUCAAGGGCCUUACAAAAACAGGUGACCCUCUGCUCCAAGAUAAGAGAUAGGAGAUACUGGGUGGAGAUCAAGGUCUGGGAUAAUAGCUUCCCCAGUCGUGAGAUGACUCACCUGACCCACAGAGGAAGAGGCCCCCUCAGGAGGUGGUUCAGCCAGGUUCCCAGGCUUUUUACCCUCCCCCAGCCCUUUACCCCAUCCUGAGGUCAUUAAAGUUGAAUGUUGUUGUCUACUACAGCACUUGUCUAGUUUUUUGUCUUGUGGAAGGCACUGUAGGAAAUAUCAUGGAAAGAAUAGAGACUUUGGAGUCUGAUACUAUAUGCAAAUCCUGGUUCUUUACCUGCCUGAUUUUUGAGGUCUGGUCUGCCCUUUACUAGCAAUGAGACUUCAGGCAAGUCCCUUCUCUAAGCCCCAAUUUGUUCAUCUAUAAAAAAGGAGAUCCUCACAGCACUGGUAAGAUUAAAGGAAAGUGGGCAUGGAAUGGGCCUGACACUCAGGUGCUCAAGUAAGUGUUAAUUUUCCUUUCUGCCUAUGGUCCCAUCACACGCCCUCAACGGGAUGGGAAAUGGAAGGCAAGAGGAAAAUUCAUGUUGCCUAGGACUUUGUACAAGAAAUUUGAUCAAGUCCCAAAACAAUACAAAAGCCUCUCUACUCUCCAAGCAGGGCCCCCUAUCUCAGGUAAUUUUCAUUGUAACUACUCUGAUAAGAUCUGUCUCCUGAUUUAGUGGUAUUG
Messenger RNA from Rhinolophus ferrumequinum (greater horseshoe bat), 3392 nucleotides. RefSeq names its product zinc finger SWIM-type containing 1 (gene ZSWIM1). The record is from RefSeq and is a predicted model, not a curated record. The transcript has 2 exons. The coding region runs from base 1010 to 2380 and encodes 456 amino acids. Gene Ontology annotation, molecular function: zinc ion binding. Lineage: Eukaryota; Metazoa; Chordata; Mammalia; Chiroptera; Rhinolophidae.